Messenger RNA from Pogonomyrmex barbatus (red harvester ant), 3048 nucleotides. RefSeq names its product thrombospondin type-1 domain-containing protein 4. The record is from RefSeq and is a predicted model, not a curated record. Gene Ontology annotation, molecular function: metalloendopeptidase activity. Lineage: Eukaryota; Metazoa; Arthropoda; Insecta; Hymenoptera; Formicidae. Gene Ontology annotation, biological process: proteolysis; extracellular matrix organization. Gene Ontology annotation, cellular component: extracellular matrix.
CGCCCAAAGCUCGGUUCCGUGACUUCACGCGGGCGUAUAAAAUCGGUCCUCCACCGACGGGAGCCGUCAGUACGAAACAACACCUCUAACAGAGAAACUCGGUUCUCGGUCUGCUCACUAGCCUGCGAUAUGCACUUCUCAUUUUAUAAUACACACGUUUAGAUUUACACGCGAGGUAAUAGCGAAAAGAUAUUUAUUUAUCAGGGAGCACCACGAAACACAUAAACUCCUAUGCAACCAUCUUAUAAAUCAUAAAGAUAUUUUGCAAUUUUAACAUUGAUGAAUAUUGCUUGUCGAUCGACAGCAUUGAACCAACUUGUUGGUGAAUUAAUUUGCGAUAGAUUAAUUAGCUUGAAAGUCAAAUAUUAUAUGAUCAGAAUAAUUGUGUAAUUAUAAUGUGAUUUAUCGAGAUGAAUCUCUUCAAUGUGAUAAUAAUUUGCUCUGCAAACUUGCAAAUAAGAGACAUAUUCUGUGAUCAAUGUGUGAGUUGAUUUUAGCUGUCGUGUUUGGUUAGUGUGUUUAUUCUCCGUCAACAGUUUCUCACAAACAGCCCAAACUCGGUGCAACAGUGUGCAGUGAAAAAUGAAGAAUAAAGAUUAGACACGUAAAGAUUAGACUACACGUCUAAUAGGAGAGUGCAGAGAGAGAGAGAGAGAGAGAGAAGUAUAUCGUCCCACCGGAAGCUGCGAGAUGCGUCGACACUGAGGUCGCAAGAGCGAAAAUCUGUCAAGAUGCAACCACUCGUCCUUCCCUUUUUGCUGCUAUCUUUAACGUGCGGAGCGAGAUUUGGCAACGGUCAUCUGAUUGAUGGCAUUUUCACGGAGCCGACUUUGGAACCGGGUUAUAAUUUGGUGGCGGUGGUCCCGCGUGGCGCCUUGGCACUGAACGUGACCGAACUUCGUCGCACGCAGAACUAUCUUGCAAUUAGAUUGCAAAAUGGCAGUUAUUUAUUAAAUGGAAAUAAUGUUAUUAACUGGUCCGGCGAAUAUAAGGCGGUCGGAACGACAUUUGUUUAUCGUCGCCAGAGUCCUCAGAAUUUAGAAAGCUUUUCUGCUGCGGGCCCAUUACAGGAACCUAUAGAUGUCAUGGUUUUAUAUCAGGAACCAAAUCCUGGUAUUGUUUAUCGAUAUCGGAUUCCCGGAAAUGUAAAUUUAUCGAGAAGUAAUCAUCUCCUACACAAUGCAGUUUCCAAUAAAAGUGUUGAGCAUAGCUUACAAAAUAGGAGAUUUGAAAAUGGACCAACAAUAAAUAAUGAAACGUCUUCACCGUAUUCAUUACGACGGUACAGAAGAAGAAAAUUUAUCUGGAAAGCGAUUGGCUAUAGUGACUGUAGCAAAUCAUGCGGCGGAGGUAUACAGAUACUCAGGCACAUAUGUAUCAAAGAGCACACACAACAGCCAGUACCGGAGAAAAGAUGCCAUGCUUUGGAAAAAUUGCACGAAGUUCGUCUUCGAUGUAAUACUAUGCCAUGUCCACCAAGAUGGCGCGGCGGGCCAUGGAGUGACUGUUCUACUUCCUGCGGCACUGGGGUUCGUACACGAGAACUCGAAUGCGUACAAGAAGUGAAACCGUCAUUAACGAUGAGAAUCUCUGACGGUGCUUGUAUGGAACCAAAAAAUCUGUCAACAAGCGAGAUGUGCGAGAUGCCAGCAUGCAACGAGGAGAUCAAGCAAACGUCGACGCAGACGUCUGUUCAAUUAUCAGCACCGCGGUGGACUGUAGGUGUUUGGUCGCAGUGUUCCACAUCUUGCGGCACAGGGAAAAGAACAAGAGUUGUAACUUGCGUUACUGAAGAUACUCCGUGUGAUCUUUCGGAAAAGCCUGAAGCACAUGAAACAUGUGAUUCAGGCCCAUGUCUAACGAAAUCAACGCCAUUGAACGUUGUUUCUGCAAAGCUUCAGAAUCCGCAGUGGUUAUUUACUGAGUGGUCUGACCAGUGUUCGGCAGAAUGUGGGACUGGAGUUCAAACUAGAAGAGUUCUUUGCGAGACAAGCUCUAAUGAAGAACAUUGCGAUGAAUUAAGUCGACCUGAGACUUCUAGAGAUUGUUUGAGCAACAGAACUUGUAGUGGUCAAUGGUUUACAGGACCAUGGACGGAGUGUUCCUCAAGCUGUGACAUAGGCGAGCAAGUUAGAGAUGUUGUAUGUGUUACAACUCUUAGAGGCUCUUUACGAGUCGUUUUAGAUAUGAAUUGUCCUGCGAACAAGCCGGAAAAUAGAAAAUCGUGCAGAGAGAGUCCUUGCACCUCUGCUUGGUUCAUAUCAGAUUGGACACCGUGUUCACGAUCUUGUGGUAAAGGCAUUCAGAAACGCGAAGUUCGAUGUCUAAAUCCAGAUGGUCAAUUACCAGAAUCAUAUCAGCUUCAUUGCCGUGAGGAAGAUCGACCAAUAUCUCGAAGGACAUGCAACGAUUAUCCCUGCAGAGAUGAUUUAAGCACACCUGAACAUUCUCAGAGAAUUUUACAAAUCCAAGAUGACCCCGAAAUAACAAAUGGUGUUGAAGACAAUCCACUUUGCAAAGACAAAAUGGCUAAUUGUAAUUUAGUCACACAAGCUCGGCUUUGCUCUUAUCAAUUUUAUCAAGAAUCAUGCUGCUUAUCGUGUUCUCGAGGCAAGCAGGAUUUUGAAUAGAAAUCUCUCCCUUCCCCUCCCCGUGACAAUCAUACUCAUAACUUUUUUUAAUGCAAAAAACUGCCUUUAGUAGUGUUUCCUGUUAAUAUGCAUCGCCAAAUAAAAUUUUAUUUUUGUCGUUUAUUGAUACAAAUAAUUUUUGAUAAUUAAUAGAUAGUAAAAAUUUUAUACGUUCUAUAUACAUGUAGAAGUGUGGAUAUGUAUGCAAAGUAAUUUAAUACACAAUCCACGACUUUGUUAAUAAAUUUGAGCAAGAUAUUUGAUAAAGAAACAAAAGAGACUGAUUGCGUAUGUAACUGCCAAUUUGUUAUCGUUAUCGUUAUUUGAUGCAGCAUUUAAAUCCACAUUUGUUCUCACAUAACUAUAAAUGUACAUCAAGCAUUAAUAAACGUUACGCUUUCUGAGUUGUUGUUCACUU